CGCCUCUUGGCUGUAAAAUGGGGCAGCAAGUGAGCGGGGUGGCGGCGCCAGCUGAAAUCCACGCAUGCGCAUCCUGCUGUCUCGACACCGCGUCCGUCCAAGUUGCCUUUGGGCAUAUCACUCGACUCGACCAGCCCAAGCGGAGCACGACGUGUCAACGCUGCCUAUCGCCGUCCGUUGCGGCGCUGCCGUACCUUCUCUCACUGAACCUCGCCCGGAACAACCUCGACGGCAGCCUUCCACCGACCUUUUCCAAGCGCCUGACCUCUCUGGAUUUAAGCGGCAAUCGACUUCACGGCCCUUUGCCAGCCAGCAUUGCUCGCUGCACGAACCUCACACGACUGCAUCUGCAACAGAACGCCUUGACCGGUGCGCUGCCCGCCAGCAUCGGGCGUCUCCGGCGCCUGCAGUCGCUGCGCCUCGAGUACAACUCGCUGGACGGCCCUCUACCCGAGUCGCUUUUCGAUCUCGUGCACCUCACGCGCCUGAACUUGCGCGCCAACUGCUUCACAGGCGGUCUCUCGGAUCGCAUUGGGCGCCUGUCGAGGCUGAAGUUUCUUUCCGUGCGCAACAACCUGCUCCACGGGCCGCUGCCUCCGACGCUAAGCGACUGCCGCGCCCUCACGUUUCUCAACGUCUCGAGCAACGCCUUUAGUGGCACCAUCCCCGCGUCCCUCGCGCAGCUACAUUCGCUUCGGUUCGUAUACCUCUUUGAAAAUGACUUUGACGGGACUUUGCCCGCGUCGCUGCAGUCGCUGCCACAGCUCAAGGAAAUCGACGCCCGGCGCAACCCAAGGCUCGUCGUCGUUGCCACCGAAGCAAAGCCGUGCCACCAACUGCAGCUGCCGUGCACCCCCGACGUGAUCGUGCCGCUUCCAGCGAGCUGA
This is a messenger RNA of Saprolegnia parasitica CBS 223.65, 887 nucleotides long. RefSeq lists its product as hypothetical. The coding region runs from base 18 to 887 and encodes 289 amino acids. Gene Ontology annotation, molecular function: protein binding. The record is from RefSeq and is a predicted model, not a curated record. The transcript is spliced from 7 exons. NCBI's taxonomy places the organism in Eukaryota, Oomycota, Saprolegniomycetes, Saprolegniales, Saprolegniaceae.